Carassius carassius (crucian carp) is the source of this 2118-nucleotide messenger RNA. Its product is annotated as patatin-like phospholipase domain-containing protein 2. Gene Ontology annotation, biological process: lipid homeostasis; positive regulation of triglyceride catabolic process; triglyceride catabolic process. NCBI's taxonomy places the organism in Eukaryota, Metazoa, Chordata, Actinopteri, Cypriniformes, Cyprinidae. Bases 354 to 1733 code for a protein of 459 amino acids. Gene Ontology annotation, molecular function: triacylglycerol lipase activity. Gene Ontology annotation, cellular component: lipid droplet; membrane; cytoplasm. The record is from RefSeq and is a predicted model, not a curated record. The transcript has 9 exons.
GGCACUUGAAUAAUUAAUAAUCUGUUCGUGGAAGUUUUAAUUGUUUUAAAUGUCAUCAUCUUAAACAAUUGUGAUUGGGCUGUCACGACGAAUCUUGAGAAGAGUAGCACUAACCACGUGACAACGUUGAACAGAAUAUAUAACAGUUUAUAUACAUCACGUGUAAGCCCCGCCUUUUUAGGAAUUUGGUAACAAAGUUUCUGUUUCUACAGGGCUGCUGCAAAUUUCCCAUUGGCUCCAGUGCUAACACGACAGCAACAACCCCUCCUGCACAAAGAUAUGAAAACACCUUUACAGAAGGUAUGAUAAUAGUUCAAGCGCGAGCGGGAGCAGCCUGAGACUUUGCCGCAGUCAUGUUUGAUCUAAAAUUAAAGGGAGGCUGGAAUCUCUCGUUCGCUGGAUGCGGCUUUUUAGGGGUCUAUCACAUCGGUGUCGCGAGCUGUCUUCUGGAGCAAGCGCCUUAUCUGAUCCGCGGUGCCACUAAGAUCUGUGGAGCCUCUGCAGGGGCUCUGACUGCGUCCGUGCUCACUACCCAGGCAUGUUUAGAGAAAUGUUGUGAAGAGGUAAUCAAUGUUGCCAAGGAGGCACGGAAGCGUAAUCUGGGCCCUUUGCACCCAACAUUCAACAUAGUCAAAGUGAUACGUGAAGGCCUGUAUCGCGACCUGCCAUCCGAUGCACACACGCUGGCCUCUGGUCGACUCUGUAUAUCCCUCACACGCGUCAUGGACGGCCAAAAUGUCCUGGUGUCAGACUUCAACUCCAAAGAUGAACUUAUCCAGGCUCUUAUUUGCAGCUGUUUCAUUCCUGUAUAUUGUGGUUUAAUUCCUCCUGCCUUCCGUGGUGUGCGCUAUGUGGAUGGUGGGAUCAGUGAUAAUCUGCCCCACUCCGAGCUGAAGAACACCAUCACCAUUUCUCCAUUCUCAGGAGAGAGUGACAUCUGUCCAAAAGACAAUUCCACCAGCUUCCACGAACUGCGUUUCACAAACACCAGCAUACAAGUCAAUCUAGACAACAUGUACAGACUGAGCAAAGCAUUGUUUCCCCCAGAGCCUAAAGUGCUGGCAGAAAUGUGUCAAAGCGGGUAUAAAGACGCCCUCCGUUUUCUCCAGGAAAACAACUUGCUACAGGCAGCAUGUCCAAGAGCAGACGUGGCUUUGAUUCAGACCACGCCCACCUGCUGCUGUCCAGGCAAUAGGAAUCCAGUCAUGAUGGAAACCACAAAAGAGUGGGUGCUGCGGAGACUCCGCCUCUUGAGAAAACACCACUGGUGGUUGGACGAACAACUUGUCAAUAACCUGCCAACCCCCAUUAAGAAAGUUUUUUGCGAUGCCUGCAGAGAAAAGCACGGCCUGCUGGCACAAGUGUCUGAUUUUCUACCAUUACGUGUGGCAUCCUACAUGCUGAUGCCGUACACGCUGCCAGUGGAAUCAGCGUACUCUGCAGCUCAGAGGUUUUGGGAAUGGAUCCCAGAAGUCCCUGCAGAUGUGCGCUGGCUUGCUGAGGUAGCAGGUGGUGUUUAUAGACUGGCAUGGAAAGGUACAGCAUCAGAGACAAGCAGUGGCGGCCCUUUGAGAAGAUGUGCGAGUGAACCACCAAUGGUAGAUUUACAAAUGCCUGUCUCAAACUAUGAACACAUGCCUCAUUCUGCCAGCAACCUUGAAAGUUACAACUGGACUUUUCCGGAUGACUUCAGCUUCCUCUGUCGACCCACGGGACAGUCCCAUCAAUCAUAAAUAUAAAUACAUAGACGCCUCAUUGGCCGCUUUGAGCCAUUGCUACAAUACUUCAACGCAUCCGCCAUGUUUGUGAGGGCAAGACUGCCUUAAAAAUAAAUGGAAGUAAAUGUGGGAGCUGCGUAUUUUUCUGGAUAAAAACAGGAUAACAUUUACAUUUAUCAACCGAUUUCAGAGGUUUGUGAUCUACAUGCAGUUAAAAAUGCCUCCAGUUAUUUAGUUUGGAAAAUGAUACAUUUUCGUAAGAAAUUUUUGAAAGCUCAUACUUGUCUCACUUGAUUCCGUAGAUUUUUUCGGUGUACAAUUCUAAUGUUAAUGUAGCAUAACUGUGACAUAUAUAUGUAAUGUAAUUUGAAUGUACAUUAAAUGAAAUUAAGUUGUUUCA